AUGUUGGUGUUAAACUGCUCCACCAAAUUACUGAUACUGGAGAAAAUGUUGAAGAGUCACUUUCCUGAAUCACUCAAGGUGUAUGGAGCAGUGAUGAACAUAAAUCGUGGUAAUCCCUUUCAAAAGGAAGUAGUAUUGGACUCAUGGCCCGACUUCAAAGCUGUCAUCACCCGGCGACAGAGAGAGGCUGAGACGGAUAACCUUGACCAUUACACAAAUGCAUAUGCUGUGUUCUACAAAGAUAUCAGCGCUUACCAACAGCUAUUGGAAGAUCAUGACGUUAUCAACUGGGACCAAGUUUUUCAGAUACAAGGGCUGCAAGGUGAAUUAUAUGCUGUUUCCAAAGCCGUUGCCAAGGCAAAGCUGUUGGAUUUGGAUAUACAGCUGUCUUCCUUCAAGGCUGUCCAUUUUUCUCCUGUUUCAUCUGUGCCAGACCACAGUUUCCUAACUGGGCCUACCCCGAGACUGACCUUCCUGAGCGUCUCAGAUGCUGAUCUCCUCAACCGGACUUGGUCCCGUGGCGGCAACCAGCAGUGCCUGCGGUACAUAGCCAAACUCAUCGAGUGCUUUCCCAGCGUGUGUGUGCGUGACGAGCAGGGAAACCCCGUGUCCUGGGGUAUCACCGACCAGUUUGCCACCAUGUGUCAUGGCUACACCCUACCUGACCAUCGCAGGAAAGGUUACAGUCGACUGGUGGCCCUCACACUGGCCAGGAAGUUGCAAAGUCGUGGAUUCCCCUCCCAGGGAAAUGUCCUGGAUGACAAUGUGGCUUCUAUAAACCUCCUGAAGAGUGUCCAUGCUGAGUUCUUGCCUUGUCGGUUCCAUAGGCUUAUUCUCACCCCUGCGGCUUUCUCUAGACAAACUCACCUUUAGCUCAG
Messenger RNA from Microtus oregoni (creeping vole), 878 nucleotides. It is a transcript of the gene Glyatl3, whose product is annotated as glycine-N-acyltransferase like 3. NCBI's taxonomy places the organism in Eukaryota, Metazoa, Chordata, Mammalia, Rodentia, Cricetidae. Bases 1 to 873 code for a protein of 290 amino acids. Gene Ontology annotation, cellular component: mitochondrion. Gene Ontology annotation, molecular function: glycine N-acyltransferase activity. The transcript is spliced from 5 exons. The record is from RefSeq and is a predicted model, not a curated record.